UUUUUGAUGACGUAAAAAGAGGCUGUCGGCCUGUGGAUGGAAUUUGAAGCCCGGACUAUGAGCCCGGAACGAGUGUUACCCGAGGCCGAGGCCGAGGCCGAGGGGCAGGGCCACGGUAGCGGGUUGGGUCCGGCGGCGUGGAGCAGCGAGGAAGAGGAGGAGGACGAGGAGGAGGAGCUGGCAGGGUCUGUUCCUGAGGAAGAGCCCGGUCCCGUCGCCGGUUACCGGUACCUGCCCCUGGAGCAGGAACCCGGGGUCGCUCUCGGACAUCCCGAGCCCGACAUCGAGGAGCGGCUGCAGGAAUUGCGUCUUUACUUGCCCGAGGCACCAGUUGACAGCGAGGAGGACGAGCCUACAGAACAUGGCAGUCAGCAGUCUAUUCCCAUGGACCCAGAACAUGUGGAGUUGGUGAAGAGGACCAUGGCUGCAAUCAAAUUUCCCAGCUUAGGUGUUCCAGCUUGGGCCCAGGAAAUCUCGGAUGAGCAGUGGCAGUCUGUCGUCCGACAAACAAUAGAGAACAGGCGGUCAGUGGUGGCAGCCAAAGAGUAACCUAUGCCCAUCCCUACAUCACAACUGUGAAAGGGAAAUGGACUGUGCUGGGGGAAGUCAGGGCAGUGUACUGGCCUCGGGGCUGGUUGCAGUGUUUUCUGGCCUUUGAGACCCAAGGAGUUCUGUGAAGCUAUAUGGCUGAAUUUACUCCCGGGGGUUCUGAGGCAGAAAUGGCCUCAGGCCCCACCCUUUCAAGGGUAUUUAAUCCAAUUUCAUCAGCCCCCUGCCAUUAAAUUCAUGGAGGAGGGUUCAGUGGCACCAGUGCAUCAUGUUCAUUUUCUUUGGAGCAAGGUCUGCAUUUCUGUUGUGGAGACACCGCCAACAAUUAGCAAGAACACGGCCAAGGGCACACAACGAGGGAUUCACACUCUCUCAGUGCAUGCUCCUUGCAAGGUUAAAGGACAGCCACAAACUUCUUUAAGAGACCCAGUUUAUUUUUGUUCUGUACAUAGAUGAACAUCUGUACAAAAUGACAUUUCGAUACUAUGUAAUGCUCUACCUAAAAUAAAGUACAACAUAUGUACAAAUUAACUGUAAGCAGCUUAAUAGUGUCAGUGAGAAAGUUAAAGACAUUUCAUUUUGGGUAGCUCCCUGAGAGCAUCCCAGUAAGUUUACAUGAAAUGUAUUUACAGUUAGCUCCCUGCAUUUAACCAUGAAGUGCUUAUACUGUGAUUGACCCAGACCCUUUCAUGCCAUGGGCCAUUGCAACCCAAGCCAGCACUAUCCCCAGACUGCUCUUCUUGGCUGAGAGUAAUACUGCAGGCCCCCAGUAAUUCCCAGUGCUGGAAUUGGCAGGCUACCAGUAAACACCAACUUACAACUGCUAGACUUGUUUAGAACAGUACUUUUACAACAUUUAAAAGUCAGAGUAUUUUUUUCCAUUUACAAAGCUCUCUGGAUCAGCAAUGAAUGAUUAAUAGAUUUAUCACUGGGAGAUACUGAUACAGAAGUCCAUGUGAGAAAGAAUGGUAGAGUCGUACAUUAACCCUCGUGUUGCUGCCUGCGCUGGUAUCCCGAUCAUCAACAAAACCAGGGGCAGCAAACAGACACUACUACAUCUUGCUUCUAUUCCUCACUGGCAUUGUCCAAGCAAUGGAUAACCCAGCCCACACCAGCAAAAAUGUUUACUGGUUAGUAAUAUCACUGUGCGAUUCAUUUACAGUUUGGAGCUUCAGUGGAACAAUAGUGAGGAAAACGACCACUUUCAGCUCUUUGAAGUGUUGACUGCUGCUUAUUCUAAACCCACCACCACUAUUUCAGUAGCUAACCCUUGUCUCAGUGAUAAUAUACACUUCCUUAAUAAGUAGGCCAACAUAUAAUUCAUUGGCAUUUACCAAUGCUGUUGUUGAAAUGGCUAUUGGGAAUGUGGAAAUCUGAAAUAAAAACAGUAAAUGCCGCAAGCAUUCUGCAGUUAACUCUUCCCGACUUGAAUGCGGGAAACAGCUUUACUCUUUAGAAUCCUCCACAUCAGAAAGUUUAGUCAAGACCAGCUCUGCUAUCUGUACCCAGCAGGGAGGCUGUGCAACCAUUCUUCAGAUGGUAAUCAAGGUCAGCAAAUCCAGGAAUUGCUCCCAUACAUUUCAUCACUAACUGAUUAAUGGCACUGGUCCUGAUAGAAUUUACAACAUUAAUCAAAGUCUCUGAGUGGGCAGAACAGCAAAUUCCUAUGCUCAAUGCAAUUCCAAAGAAAGCCAGUCCUGCUGCACAGAAGUUAGUAAACAGUGUGAAAAAGGCAAAACUGGAAUUUUCCCCUACCAUACGGAAAGGAGAGCGCAGCACUGCAGACUCAACUUGAAAUGGUGUCAGGAAAAUCUUUCACAGACCAACAGUGGUCAACAUCUGGAACCAGUUCUUGACUAAAGCAGACCCCAGAAUUAUAUAAAAACUAUAUUCGUUGCAGCAAGCUGAAACAGUUUACAAACUGAUGUACAGUGUGACCAGGGUGGGGAGAAGCACCUCAGUGAAAUUGCUGCAGUAGGGUGGGGGUGAGGAAGAUUAGAAUUUAUUCUGUUAACCACAAAUGUCUGGAGCAAACUUCCAUACCAUACACUCCUCAUUGCCAUAAUACAAAAUGGAAUCAAACUCCACCCACAUUAAGGAAUUAAAACACAAGCAAAAAUCAGAUGCCAGUGCUCAAGACACAUUAUUACAGUAAAAAAUGAACCCCUAAAUUAAGCUAGGGACAUUGGUACUUAAAAAACCUGGACUGGGCAGAUAUCACAAAUAAUUGUAUUUGCAAAAAUGGCAGUGGCCAGAACUGCCAGCUCCCAGUUGUACCACUAUCGAGCAGAAUGUCCCAACUUAGCUUGCACUGUCCCAGGUUCCAUGCAUCCAACUUAGGAAUGAUCAAAAAGUCAUACAUCAGAGUAGGAGGGCUGUAUUGGGAGUUAUGAAGAGACUGGAGGAGAUGAGAGCUUUAUUUGUCUCCUAACUCUAUUACAACAUACAGUACAGAUGGACAACAUUGAACGAAAGGUGGCUGGACAAGACUAGACCUUUAUUUUACAUUAUGAGUCAGAGUCAAUUGAAUUAACUGACAAUCAGUCUUAGGAUUUGAAAUAUAUUGCUUCAAUUCCUACUGAACUUAAACUUUGGGUGAGGCGAGCAUCAUAAUAUGGGGCGGGACUGACCCCUUGCAGCUGUGGCAGCUUCCCCUGCAUAACUGGACUUGGAAGCUGAGGCACCUUGUGCCAGGUUCAUACAGAGGUGGGUAUACGAACAGUCUGAGUUCAGCCUAAUCAUAAAACAAUUCCAAUUAAAACAAGAUUCUUCAAUUUAUACAUCUCUA
Molecule: messenger RNA, 3337 nt
Organism: Mobula hypostoma (lesser devil ray)
Lineage: Eukaryota; Metazoa; Chordata; Chondrichthyes; Myliobatiformes; Myliobatidae
Gene: mea1
Product: male-enhanced antigen 1
Exons: 3
Coding region: 37-549 (170 amino acids)
Biological process (GO): spermatogenesis
Source: RefSeq, a predicted model, not a curated record